GGGGACACAGCAAUAUUGGAGGGGGCAGAUUCGGACAUCUGUGAUCUGAAUUAAGCGGCCGAAUGAUGCGCCCUGGGCCCCUUUUGCUCUCCCAGGUCACCUCCCAGCUAGUCGCUCGACAGUAACGCCACCACCGCUUCCACGGCCGCUGCUGUCUUCGCGCGAGUGGGUUUACCCUCUCAAUUCAGGGAAGCGACCGGCCAAAAGAGAACAUUCACACAUAAGGGAAAGGACAAGGAUACCGGGACCAUGAUCUUCAUCGACGGUCGCAAGUACGCCUGCGAUGCUUGCAUCCGCGGCCAUCGGGCAUCGACGUGCAACCACACGCAGCGGCAGCUCCAGGCCGUCCGGCCAAAGGGCCGACCAUCGUCGCAGUGCGAGCAGUGCCGCACCAAGCGAGCCACGGGCAGCUUUCACGGCAGGUGCGACUGCGGCGACCGCUCCCAGUCGCCCACCAAUCAGGACGAUGGUGCUAAAGGAGCAGGAGCAGGAGCAGGAGCAGGAGGAGUAGGAGGAGGUCAGACGAGGCUGCUGUCCAGCACGCUGGCGAGCAUCGCGGGCAGCCCCGAAUCGGAGCCCGGCCAGUCCAAGGGCAGGCACUCGCUCGAAUCGCUCAUGAACCCCUGCCGAUGCCGCACGACGGGCAUCUGCACAUGCUGCAAGACUGCCUCGGACCCAAAGGAAGGAGCGGCGGCAAAACGGGGGGCGGCAGAGGCAGAGACAGCGGGAGGAGCCGAGAGCCAGGCCGACAACGGAGGUUCACCCUGUUGCGAUGGGACCCGGUGCUGCUCCGACGCAAUCAACGACUGCGCAUUCCCCGUCAAGGGAUCAGUGGCAAAGAAGAGCUGCUGCUCGGGCAAGAAUGAUGCCGCCUUCUCGCCUCAAACGACAUCGUCGUCUACUGUGGCAGCAGGACCGCACGCCCGCUCCGUCCCUCCAGCCACGUACGACGAGAUGCACGCUGCGCUGGGAACAUCUACCGACUGCCAGUGCGGUCCGACGUGCUCCUGUCCUGGAUGCGAGGGCAACAUGCACCCAGACAGCGAAGAGGACAUUGACGACGACUGUCCGACAAAGUGCGAGACAUGCGUUCCAUGCGCCUUUGGCCUCACUAGGCCCAGUGGCAUCGACGUCGUGGACCAGUGGAUUGCAAAUGACACAGCACCCCCGGGCUCCAUGCCGCCAACGCAACAGGGACAAGCACUGCGAGAAGAUGGAGAGCAGCGAUCAGCGAAGCGUAAACGCAACGACUCCCUGACUGUAUCAGGACGGGCACGCGGCGCCUCCCUUCAACAGAAACAGCAGCAGCAACACGCCCCUGCGCCCUUUACGUUUGAGAGCGCCGACUCGUUCCACCGUACUCACUUUCUCGAUCCUGCUAAGCGCAAUCACUUCUUGUCCCAAAUGUCGGCCGUGUUGCCCAGUGUCAAUCACGCAACAAACCCACCACUACCGCCACGAACACAGGACGGUCGCCAGCUCAAGGGCAGGUUGGACGGGGGGACAGAAGACGCAAGCGUGGGCUACGGUGAACGUCUGCCCGGCGAGACAGACGAAGAGUGGCAGGCGCGCCACGGCUUCUCUCACCUGACGCCGGCCAGCGUCAAGAUCUUUGACCACGCCAGGCAAUUCAGAGAGGCCAAGAAGCGCGCACUGGACGAAGAGGAGACGGUGAGGACGAGGAGGGAGCAGGAAUUGGCCCAACUCAGGGCAAGGGCCUUGGCGGGCAAGAAGACGGCGGCAGCUUGACGCUGCUCUGGCCGUGUACAUGUAGGUGAGUUGCCGUGCAGAGAAGACUGGCCUGCGGAUCGACCAGAGCAUGAUGAUUCUCGAUGUCAUCCUUAAUCUGUAAGCGCCCUGUCUUUCUUUCAAGAUGACGCGGCGGUGAAGAGAAGAUCGAGGCAGCCCUCGUCCCUGCUCUGGUGAUUCAUCGACGCUGUCCAGUACAACACCCGUCGCUCGGCGGUGCAGAUGUACGUCUGCACCGUCGCGGAUGGGGGGAGAGGAACCUUGGAUCGGCCAGAGGGAAGAGAUGGGGAACUGAACGUUUGGUCGUCGCUGCACUACACUUUCUUUCUUCACACCAACGCUGACAUGAUCUCCGUCUCUUGUCAAGCGCAGGGCUGUUGAUAAUUCUCGUGACGACCGGGCUCACAUCUCACACACAAAUGUAUCUAUACGUCUCUCAUUCACAAAAAAAGACUGUC
Messenger RNA from Acaromyces ingoldii, 2207 nucleotides. RefSeq lists its product as hypothetical. Gene Ontology annotation, biological process: intracellular iron ion homeostasis; intracellular copper ion homeostasis; positive regulation of transcription by RNA polymerase II. The transcript has a single exon. Gene Ontology annotation, molecular function: copper ion binding; RNA polymerase II cis-regulatory region sequence-specific DNA binding; DNA-binding transcription factor activity, RNA polymerase II-specific. Bases 250 to 1749 code for a protein of 499 amino acids. NCBI's taxonomy places the organism in Eukaryota, Fungi, Basidiomycota, Exobasidiomycetes, Exobasidiales, Cryptobasidiaceae. The record is from RefSeq and is a predicted model, not a curated record. Gene Ontology annotation, cellular component: nucleus.